AUGACAACAAAAGAUUGGAAAGAAAUUGCAGCCUCCAAGCAACGCUCGGUGCUGAACGCCAUCCCUUUGAAAUGGACCGUUCUUGGAAUCAAGGAUGAUAUGAUAUCUAAAGGGUUCGUGAAAACAAGCGACUAUCUUGAUCUGAUACUUGGAGAAUUCGAGGUCUCCAUUACUAAGCAAAACGUUGCACAGCUUCAACAGGCAAUUGAGUCCAAGAAACUCACUGCAGUACAAGUCACUGAGGCUUUCUGCCAUCGUGCGGCUUUGACCCACCAAAUCGUCAACUGCUGCUCGGAGAUCUUCUUUGACGAAGCUAUCGAGAGAGCAAAUGAAUUGGAUGCUUAUUUGAAGGAAAACGGAAAGACAAUUGGACCUCUCCAUGGAAUUCCUAUCUCUCUUAAAGACCAGGUGGAUCUUCCAGGUAAAGACUCCUCCAUAGGUUUCUGCUCGCUAGUUGACCAUCCAAAGAGCGAGUACAGCUUGUUAGCAAAGAACUUACUGGAUCAGGGUGCCGUUUUCUACGUGAAAACUACCGUUCCCAUGGCCAUGAUGGCUCCAGAGACAGUGUCAAAUGUCUUUGGGUACACUUACAACUCAGUCAAUAUCAACUUGUCUGCUGGUGGCUCUUCUGGAGGUGAGGGGGCUUUAAUAGCCGCUGGAGCUUCUCCACUUGGCUUUGGAACCGAUAUUGGCGGCAGUAUUAGAAUUCCGUCAUCUUUCCAUGGGCUUUACGCCUUGAAACCAUCCAGCGGAAGAAUUUCAUACUUGAACGUCACUAACUCAGUCAGCGGUCAAGAAUGUAUGCCCUCCGUGAUUGGACCAAUGGGACGUUCGCUUGAAGACGUUACUGCCAUUACUCAGCUUGUGGUAAACUCUGAGCUUUGGAAAGUGGAUCCUAAGGUGUUGCCUGUGCCCUGGAAGAAUUUAGACUCCAUGAAAAACAAUAAGUUUGUGUUCGGAAUGUGGCGUUUCGAUACCAUGAUUACUCCCCAUCCGCCAGUUUUGCGUGCCUUGGAGGAAACUGCUCAGAAGUUGAGAUCUCAGGGCCAUGAGGUCAUUGACAUUGAACUUCCAGACCCCAGGGGAUUCAUGGACACUGCGAACAAAAUCUACGGUGCCGACUCCGGCUUUGAGCUUGCUUCAGAGUGCAGAAAGACCAACGAGCCUGUAGUUCCUGUGGUCAGAAAAUGUGUUUCGGAUGCUCUCACUGAAAUCCCAGCAACAGUCAACCAGUGGUGGGAUAUUUGCAAUGAAGCAUACCUGCAAAGGCAAGCGUUCCUUAAAUUUUGGGAGAAUACGGCGAAACUAUCGGUUUCUGGUAAACCCAUAGAUGCCAUCAUCAGUCCAGUAUGGCCUACAACAUCAAGUUUGCCAGAUGGCCCACCUACGAUUAACUACACAGCUCCAUUUAACCUCUGCGACUGUGCCAGUGUGGUUGUUCCAGUUACAAAUGUAUCUUCGGAACUCGACAAAAAGUCGACAAAUUUUGUCCCUGUAGACCAGGCGGACCAAAGUAUCCAGGACUCGUUUGAUGCAGAUCUCGUAGAUAACAUGCCUGUAUGUGUCCAGGUUGUCACCAAAAAGCUCGAAGAGGAAAAGGCACUUUUGUUGGCGGAGAUAUUAACACGAAACUAA
Molecule: messenger RNA, 1635 nt
Organism: Sungouiella intermedia
Lineage: Eukaryota; Fungi; Ascomycota; Pichiomycetes; Serinales; Metschnikowiaceae
Source: the annotation of a GenBank genome assembly